This is a messenger RNA of Oncorhynchus keta (chum salmon), 2489 nucleotides long. Its product is annotated as dedicator of cytokinesis protein 1-like. Gene Ontology annotation, cellular component: cytoplasm; plasma membrane. Gene Ontology annotation, molecular function: guanyl-nucleotide exchange factor activity; small GTPase binding. The record is from RefSeq and is a predicted model, not a curated record. NCBI's taxonomy places the organism in Eukaryota, Metazoa, Chordata, Actinopteri, Salmoniformes, Salmonidae. Gene Ontology annotation, biological process: cell migration; small GTPase-mediated signal transduction.
AUGUGUGUUUCUGUGUGUUUCAGGUACCAGGACAUGAGGAGACAGAUCGGCUUUGAGAUCAGAGACAUGUGGUAUAAUCUUGGUCCACACAAGAUCAAGUUCAUCCCAGAGAUGGUGGGUCCCAUCCUAGAGAUGACUCUGGUCCCAGAGAUAGAGCUGAGGAAAGCUACCAUCCCCAUCUUCUUUGACAUGAUGCAGUGUGAAUUCCACUUCACAUGCAGCUUCCAACGGUUUGAGAAUGAGAUCAUCACCAAACUGGAUCACGAGGUGGAGGGGGGCAGAGGAGACGAGCAGUACAAAGUCCUCUUCCACAAGAUUCUGUUGGAACACUGCAGGAAACACAAGUACCUGUCUAAGAGUGGGGAGAGCUUUGUGAACCUGGUGGUUCGUCUGUUGGAGAGGCUCCUGGACUACAGGACCAUCAUGCACGACGAGAACAAGGAGAACCGGAUGAGCUGCACCGUCAACGUCCUGAACUUCUACAAGGAGAUAGAGAGAGAGGAGAAGGAGAUGUACAUCAGGUACCUGUACAAGCUGUGUGACCUCCACAAGGAGUGUGACAACUACACUGAAGCUGCCUACACACUGCUGCUGCACGCUAAGCUGCUGAAGUGGUCUGAGGAGCCGUGUGCAGCUCACCUGACCCAGAGAGACGGCUACCAGGCCUCCACACAAGGACAACUCAAGGACCAGCUCUACCAGGAGAUCAUCAACUUCUUCGACAAGGGCAAGAUGUGGGAGGAAGCCAUCGUACUAGGAAAGGAGCUGGCAGACCAGUAUGAGAAUGAGAUGUUUGACUUUGAGCAGCUCAGUGCCUCCUUGAGGAAACAGGCUCAGUUCUACGAGAACAUUGUGAAGGUGAUCCGGCCCAAGCCAGACUACUUCGCUGUGGGAUACUAUGGAGUGGGCUUCCCUUCCUUCCUCAGGAACAAGAUGUUCAUCUAUAGGGGGAAGGAGUACGAGAGGAGAGAGGACUUUGAGGCCAGACUGCUCACCCAGUUCCCCAACGCCGACAAGAUGAAGACGACCACGCCGCCCGGCGAGGACAUCAAGACCUCUUCCUCACAGUGCAUCCAGUGUUUCACCGUCAAGCCUGUUCUAGAACUCCCUUCAAAGUUCCAGAACAAACCCGUCUCUGAGCAGAUCGUCAGCUUUUACAUGAUAAAUGAAGUGUAUCAGUUUCAGUACUCCAGACCGGUGAGGAAGGGAGAGAAGGACCCAGACAACGAGUUCUCGAACAUGUGGAUCGAGCGAACCACUUACACCACGGCCUACAAACUGCCUGGGAUCCUGAGAUGGUUCGACGUCAGGUCUGUCUCCACGGAGGAGAUCAGUCCUUUGGAGAAUGCCAUGGAGACGAUGCAACUGACCAAUGAGAAGAUCAGCAACAUGGUGCAGCGUCACCUGAACGACUCCAACCUUCCCAUCAACCCCCUCUCCAUGCUGCUCAACGGCAUCGUGGACCCCGCUGUCAUGGGCGGUUUCACCAACUACGAGAAGGCAUUCUUCACAGAGAAGUAUCAGGGGGAUCACCCUGAGGACCAGGAGAAACUGGACAAACUGAAAGACCUGAUCACAUGGCAGAUCCCUUACUUAGCUGAUGGAGUUCGUAUCCAUGGAGAGAAAGUGUCUGAGGCUCUGAGGCCUUUCCAUGACCGCCUGGAGGCCUGCUUCAAACAGCUCAGAGAGAAAGUGGAGAAACAGUACGGAGUCAAGACACUGCCUGCGGUGGAUGACAGACGUGGGACCCGUCCUCGCUCUAUGCUGCGUUCCUUCACCAUGCCCUCACAACAGAGACCACUCUCUGUGGCUUCAGUCAACUCCAUCUCCUCUGACAACUCCCCCUCUCGACCUGGCUCAGACGGCUUUGCCCUAGAGCCUCUCCUGCCAAAGAAGUUGCACUGCAAGUCCCAGGAUAAGCUGGAGCGCGACGAGUCGGAGAGGGAGAGGAAGGACAAGAAGAAAGAGAAGAGGAACAGUAAACACCAGGAGAUAUUUGACAAGGAGCUGAAGACCACAGACAUCUCCCUGCAGCCCGCCGAGGCAGUCAUACUGUCAGAGACGAUCAGCCCACUGAGGCCUCAGAGACCAAAGAGUCAGGUGUUGAACCUGUUGAGUGGAGACCGCCGUCUCUCUGUGUCCCCCGGACCCCCCCAGCCCCAUUCCUCCCCGGGCCCCCCACCCAUCACCCCCAGGAACAAACUGUCCUUCAGCCUGCUCACCGUCUCCAGUCUGGAGCUGAACGGGAUGGGGGUUGAUAAAGGAGAGACUCCUCCUCCCCUGCCCGUGAAGGGCAUCUCUGCUGAUUAUGGGAACCUGCUAGGAGAUAAUGAAGACUUGACGAGUCCCUCUACCCCUCCCCUGACACACCAUCAAAGGCAUUUGCCACCUCCUCUUCCCAGCAAGACCCCUCCUCCUCCCCCCGGUAAGACCACCAGGAAACAAGCCUCCAUCGAUUCAGGAAUUGUACAAUAAACAAUGACAUUAAG